Molecule: messenger RNA, 1625 nt
Organism: Labrus mixtus (cuckoo wrasse)
Lineage: Eukaryota; Metazoa; Chordata; Actinopteri; Labriformes; Labridae
Gene: prkrip1
Product: PRKR interacting protein 1
Exons: 1
Coding region: 37-612 (191 amino acids)
Biological process (GO): negative regulation of protein kinase activity
Cellular component (GO): nucleolus
Molecular function (GO): double-stranded RNA binding; protein kinase binding; protein kinase inhibitor activity
Source: RefSeq, a predicted model, not a curated record
CAAACAGGAAAAGGACCAACAGGGAAAGUUUGAAAGAUGGCGGCGCACGAACAGAAGAACAACAAGCCGAAGAAAAGCGGGGGUAAAGAGGCUCAGCCUCUGAUAAUCGCCAAAACUCCGGCGGAGGAGCAGCGUCUGAGGCUGGAGAGGUUGAUGCGGAACCCGGACAAGCUGGCUCCCAUCCCGGACCGGCCUAAAGAGUGGAACCCGCGGGCCCCGCCGGAGUUCGUCCGGGACGUGAUGGGCUCCAGCGCCGGGGCGGGCAGCGGAGAGUUUCACGUUUAUCGACACCUCCGCCGCAGAGAAUACCAGAGGCAGGACUUCCUAGACAAGAUGUCAGAGAAGGUGAACGAGGACGUGGACUACCUGGAUAAGGUGGAGCUGAACAAACAGGCAGCCGAGGAGAGGACAGCAAAGCGCAGGAAGAAGAGGGACAAGCUGAAGCAGAAGAAGUUGAUGGCAAAGAAAGCCAAGCUGGAGGCCAAAAACAAGAAAGAUGACGACGGCAACAAAAGCUCGGAGAGCAGCGAAGAAGAGGAAGAUGAUGACGAUGAGGAGAAAGAGGCUGAAGAUGAUGCCGAGGCUCCUAGCUUCAUCAUGGGGAGGAAAUGACACCCUCUGUCCUCUGCAGGGUGAUGGACACCCUCUGUCCUCUGCAGGGUGAUGGACACCCUCUGUCCUCUGCAGGGUGAUGGACACCCACUGCCAAGACAGGACACUGCAAUUAAUGCUCCUCGUUGCAUUGAGGGUGGAUUAUUAUAAGACCAUACUGCAACCUGAACAACCAGAGGAGGCCAACAUAUUAGGAACCAGUUGCAGAGCCCAGUACCAGCCUUCUGUAGAAGAACUGAAACAGAAGUGCCUAGUUGAAUAGGCAGAGAAACUAGCUUCACUGGACAAUUUUCAGCAUACAAGAGUAGUCAGACUCCGGCUUGUAAAAGAGACAAACAUGUUGAGACACCUAUUUUUCUUACAGAUUGUCUGAUUGAUGUUUGUGGUUUCCAGGUCUGCUGUUGUCUUCGAGUGCUGUUUGAGUGUGUCGAUGUUUUCAGAUUUUUUUCACAUGCCUCACUAUGAUUUCAAGUUGUGAUAUUGUUUGGGAAUCCUCUUCGUUUUACUGCAAUAUUCUCUAUGUUUUGAAUGAAAACAUAAUAAAAAAAUGUUUUGAUUAAACCAUGUACACUUGGGGUGUUUUGAAGUUAAUUCACAUAUAUGACAUGAGUAAAUCAUGAUGUUAGUUUUCCAAUGUAACGUGUUGAAGAGUGCGUGUAAGUAUGACUGAAUGAUGUUGUCAGCUUUGCAGCCUUGUGAAGUUGCUCCUUGCAACCAUUAUUGCUCGUGAGCUCAACAAGGAUGCAGAAAGUAUCUCAAAGAAUGAAAAGGCGUGACUUCUAGAGGUUUCAGGAGUUUCACGUGCGAUGUUCCUUGGACACAGUCCUGCUUUCCACGGAGGUGAUGGGCUCUUCCUGUGUCCUUCACCUUUCUUGAGGCAGGUAGAGAAAAGUACUCGACAGCGAGAUAUUGUUUGUCACAGGAGAGAUUUCCUGUCAGACACUUUCAGCUGUCACAAUGUCUUCACAUUUUCUUGACAUUCAUAAAUAAAGUGCGUUUUUCAGAAACUUCAA